Epithele typhae is the source of this 939-nucleotide messenger RNA. Its product is annotated as KptA family-domain-containing protein. Gene Ontology annotation, molecular function: tRNA 2'-phosphotransferase activity. Gene Ontology annotation, biological process: tRNA splicing, via endonucleolytic cleavage and ligation. The coding region runs from base 1 to 939 and encodes 312 amino acids. The transcript has 5 exons. NCBI's taxonomy places the organism in Eukaryota, Fungi, Basidiomycota, Agaricomycetes, Polyporales, Epitheliaceae. The record is from RefSeq and is a predicted model, not a curated record.
AUGGAUGCAGUGGCCGCAGAGGAACAGCAGCAACGCAAACAAGACAAAAAGGAACGCAAACAACAGCCAAGAAGGGAAGGCACGGCAGGCGGAGGAAAGGGCGGCGGGGGUUCGAAGCUCCGAGGUCUCCCAAAGGACUCGCAUGAGGUCCGCAUUUCCAAGACCCUGUCAUGGGUCCUGCGCCAUGGAGCGAAGUCAGAGAACCUGAAGAUGCGCUCAGACGGGUACGCUCGAGUUGACGACCUUCUGGCUCUACCCAAGAUGCACGAACUCGACCUUGCAUCCUUGGAGCAUAUCGUUCAGAAGGACGCGAAGGGGAGAUAUAGCCUCGUUGAAGAGAUCGACCCUCUGUCGGGGCAGUCAACACGGUGGAUACGUGCAAACCAAGGACAUUCCAUAGCGGCCGUCGUCAUUGAUUUGGAGCCCAUCCCAUCUCAUGCGUCGAUUCCAACAGGAGUCGCUGUGCACGGUACCUCCAAACGUGCUUGGGAGUUCAUUAAGGAACAGGGCCUGAGCAGGAUGAAGCGAAAUCAUAUCCACCUUGCACAAGGCGUUCCAGGCUCAGGCGUCAUAAGCGGGAUGCGGAAUACAUCGCAGAUCUUCGUCUUCAUCGACGUUCAGAAGGCGAUCAAUGCCGGCAUCGCCUUCUAUAUCUCAGACAACGGGGUUAUUUUGAGUGCAGGCGACGAGCAAGGCUUCCUCAAACCAGAUUUCUUCUCUCGUGUCGAGACCGCGGACCGCAAGCCCCUGCCCGGCUGGGACGCCCCCGAAGGCGUUCCCCAAGAUCCAUCAAAAACAAUUGAGGGCGGGUUUUCUAUCACCGGCGCAAGUCCACAUCAUUCCGCACCAGGUCAAGACGAUGAUUUGAAGCCCUCAGCGACGACGCAGGGUGCGGGUGUGGAGGAUGUGGCAGAGAAGCUAUCGUCAAUGAAUGUAUAA